AAAAUACCAAAAGCUAAAGGGUGAAUACCAAAAGCUGAAGAGUUUAUAUCAAAAGAUGGAGGCAGAGCACAGACAGAUGAAAGAGGAGAAUAUGAUGUACAGAAGAAGACUAAAUGCACCUCCAUCUGGUUCCUCUCUGUUCAGACAAAACAGUCAAGAAUCUCCGUUCAUUCGGACAUCGGAGAAAGAAAAUCGAGCGCCAAGUUCGCCUUUUUUUGUCACCCCGCCGAGACCUUUAUCUUCUAGUCAGAUAUACAGAAAUGUCAACACCCCAUCAACACCAAUGUCAGAUGGAAGUACUUCACCAAUCUCUGUGACUUCCAAUCAAAGUUACCGUAGCUGUGUCAGUGGCAGAAGCAGUCAGAAAAUGUAUCGGCCGGGACUCACUCCUCCAUUCAAUAGACUCAGCUUACUGUCUGUCAGCGCACAGCGAACCAGGGAAACAAGUUCAAGAAACCAACAUUAAAAGAAGUGGUGCAACUAGAGCCUUUUAGUUAGGUUUUUUGUUGUUCGUUUAGUUUUUCUAACUUCUAAGUGAUAUUUUCUUUUAUGUUAUUACUUUUCUUCCUAAGUGAUAUUUUCUUUUAGGUAAUUACUCUUCUUCCUAAGUGAUAUUUUCUUUUAGGUAAUUACUCUUCUUCCUAAGUGAUAUUUUCUUUUAGGUAAUUACUCUUCUUUCUUAGUGAUAUUUUCUUUUAGGUAAUUACUCUUCUUUCUUAGUGAUAUUUUCUUUUAGAUAAUUACUCUUCUUUCUAAGUGAUAUUUUCUUUUAGGUAAUUACAAUUAGGCAUUAUGGUGACCAGGGGAUUAAAUAGCUAACUGUUUUUGUUAAACUUAAAAUUUAGUCUUGGUAAUAGUGUCAAAAGAGUUUAACGUUUUGUAAACAUUAAUUUUUAUUUAAAAGAAAUAAUUAAUUUGAUUUCUAGUAAUUGACUUAAACAAGAGGUUAGUUCAGUAGUUUAAUGCAUUGUACAGGAUUGAAAACCUUUAGGUUAACUUAUUCAUGCUUUUUUCAGUUUAUUAUCAUAGAUAGAUAUCUUUAGUGUCAUGUUCAUAGUGUUAUUUUCUUGUUGCAUUAAAUUAAUUUAGU
Molecule: messenger RNA, 1090 nt
Organism: Macrosteles quadrilineatus (aster leafhopper)
Lineage: Eukaryota; Metazoa; Arthropoda; Insecta; Hemiptera; Cicadellidae
Exons: 6
Coding region: 56-466 (136 amino acids)
Source: RefSeq, a predicted model, not a curated record